This is a messenger RNA of Cladocopium goreaui, 1101 nucleotides long. The record is from the annotation of a GenBank genome assembly. Lineage: Eukaryota; Dinophyceae; Suessiales; Symbiodiniaceae.
AUGCUGGACUCCACCGCUGACUUCCUGGACAGGGCUGCCAAAUUGGGAGCCAAUCAGCAAGAGCUUCAGAACUUGCAGGCUUUGGGGUAUGAUACCUUCGGUAAGCUGGCUUUCGCUACAAGCUAUACACCGGGCCAACAGGACGACACCUUGCUCAAGCAUCUUGCGGCCGAGGUCACAGGUCAGGAUCCACCUCCAGCGGCCAGGUUGCCGAUUGUCAGGCGGCUUUUCUUUGAAAGCUACACUCUGGCAGCAGCAGACAUGCAGAUGAGGCUGGAACGAAAGGACGAUGCCGUGCCUCGGCUUUUAGCCAAUGCUGAAAGGAGCUCUCGAUACGAGGACCAGAAGAAGCGCCUCAGUGGUAUCGACAUGACCGGUCUGAUCCGAGAAACGAAGGUGUCCGAAGCUUUGAAAGCAAACACCGACACAGAUUUGAAGUUGCGGCUGGCGCUGCCAAGGCGCUCGUUGGCCUUUGACCAGGCCCGUUUGGUGGACUACAACGCCUUCGAGAAGUGGACCCAGACUAUGAUGGAGGCCUAUGGCACUGUACCUCCAGAAGGUUACCUUCGCGUCUCUGUGGAGCAGUUGCAUCGUGCUGAUUUGCAACUGUUCAAAGCUAUGAUGCGCGAGACUCGGAGCGGCAUCAAACCUCUUGUGGGCAUUCGACCAGUGGAGCAAGCGCUUCUCAAGGCCAUGGAUUCUGCAGAAGUUCGUCUGUGCCUCCAACCUUUGCAAGGCACAAACAAGCGCAAGCUCGAGCCUGCCGAAGAUGACAAGAAGCCCAAACCUUCUCCGGAUGUCAGCAAACUCCAGAAAACCGUUGAGAAUUUGCAAGGUCAGAUCAAGAACAUGCGUGCCAACCCCAGUGCGCCUGUCAAAGGACGCAAAGGUCGUGGCAAAGGAGGCAAAACCAAUUUGAUUCGUAUGCCGCCUCAACUGAUUGGCAUGGCUCCUACCAAUCCUCAAGGAGAACCUCACUGCUACGAUUACAACAUCAAGGGGUGCAGCAGGGCGAAGCCGGGUGAGCGCUGCCCCAAAGGCUGGCAUUGCUGCAUGCGCUGGGGAUGUGGCAAGCCGCAUCCACAAUUUGAGCACCAGUGA